Molecule: messenger RNA, 1512 nt
Organism: Purpureocillium takamizusanense
Lineage: Eukaryota; Fungi; Ascomycota; Sordariomycetes; Hypocreales; Ophiocordycipitaceae
Exons: 6
Coding region: 1-1512 (503 amino acids)
Biological process (GO): transmembrane transport
Cellular component (GO): membrane
Molecular function (GO): transmembrane transporter activity
Source: RefSeq, a predicted model, not a curated record
AUGGCCGAGGACGCGAGCCUGCCUCCACCCGAGCCCCCCUCGGAAAAGGUCGAUAGCAGCCAGAUCGAGGGUGAUUUCGCGGCCGCCUCAUCGCAGUAUGUCAUCGACCCGGCCAUCGAGAAGCGCGUGGUGCGCAAGGUCGACACGCGAGUCGUGCCCCUCGUCAUGGCCCUCUAUCUGCUUGCCUUUCUCGACCGCUCUAAUAUCGGAAACGCACGCAUUGCCGGCAUGAGCGAGGAUCUACACCUCGUUGGCGAUCGCUACGACUGGCUGCUCACCAUCUUUUACAUCCCAUAUAUCGUCUUUGAGUUUCAAGCCAUCAUGUGGAAAGUCAUUCCGCCGCAUCGGUGGGCAGCCAUUACGGUCCUUGCCUGGGGCCUCGUGUCGACCGUGCAAGCGGUCGUCCACUCUUGGGGGGCGGAAAUGGCCCUGCGCUUCCUCAUGGGCGCCGCCGAGGCCGGCUACGGCCCUGGCAUACCGUACCUGCUCUCCUUCUUCUACCUGCGCCACGAGCUCGGCCUCCGCUGCGGCAUCUUCCUGGCCGCGGCGCCGCUCGCAAACACCUUUUCGGGCGCGCUGGCCUUUGGCAUCACCUCUGGCAGCCCGAGCAUCGCCAAGUGGCGCGUCUUGUUCCUCGUGGAGGGCCUGCCCACCAUCCUCAUGGCAACCGUCGCGUACUAUUACCUGCCGGACUCGCCGGAAAAGGCAAAGUUUCUCACCGAGGACGAGCAGCGCGUCGCCAAGGCGCGGAGCGUCCGUCAGGCAGGCGCCGGCACCCGCAUCGGCGGCGUCGACUGGCCCGACUUCUUCAGGGGUCUGCUCGACUACAAGGCGUGGCUCACUGCGCUCAUGUACUUUAGCUGCAAUGUUAGCUUCGCUUCGCUCCCCGUCUUCCUGCCUACCAUUCUGAGCGAGAUGGGCUUUACGCGAGAAGCAGCACAAGGGCUGACGGCGCCACCAUUCUUUUUGUCGUUCCUCGUCACCAUCAUCACCCCUUACAUUGCGGACCGGACGCAGCAGCGAGCGCUUAUGCUCAUCAUUCUCACUUCCGUCGGAGGCGUCGGCUACAUCCUGCUCGCCACUGUCAAGUCCGUGGGGGGGCGAUACUUUGGCGUGUUUCUUGCUGCGGGAGGCAUAUUCCCCGCCAUUGCGAAUAUUCUCCCCUGGGUCCUCAACAACCAAGGCAGCGACACGCGUCGCGGUGCGGGCAUCGUCCUCCUCAACAUCAUCGGCCAGUGCGGACCACUUCUCGGUACCCGCAUGUAUCCGCAAAAAGAAGGCCCCUUCUUCGUAAAAGGCCAGUCCAUUUGUGCCGGCUUCAUGUUCUUCACCACGUUUCUCGUGAUUACGCUGCGAACCUGCCUCGUGUGGGAGAACAAGAAGCUUGACCGGCAGUACGGCACCGUGGAGGAGCAGAGGGCGAGGAUGACGGGGUCGCAUGUUCCGGGGGAGAAACCCGGCGCGGAGGUGGCGGUGGAGAAUUACGGGAGCUUGUUUAGAUAUGUCUUGUAA